Chenopodium quinoa (quinoa) is the source of this 1750-nucleotide messenger RNA. Its product is annotated as 26S proteasome non-ATPase regulatory subunit 4 homolog. Gene Ontology annotation, molecular function: polyubiquitin modification-dependent protein binding. The transcript is spliced from 10 exons. Lineage: Eukaryota; Viridiplantae; Streptophyta; Magnoliopsida; Caryophyllales; Amaranthaceae. The record is from RefSeq and is a predicted model, not a curated record. Bases 146 to 1360 code for a protein of 404 amino acids. Gene Ontology annotation, biological process: proteasome-mediated ubiquitin-dependent protein catabolic process. Gene Ontology annotation, cellular component: proteasome regulatory particle, base subcomplex; nucleus; cytosol.
GGAGCUAUAAUAUAAAUCCUUGCCCCCCUGCACAAGCAAAACACCCAAUUUUAUGUUCGUUCUUGUUCAUCUACGUAGUAUAAAACUCCUUCGUCACUGAAAUCCUCUUCUUCGAUCUCCUGGAUUUUCUCCCCUCUUCUCAACCAUGGUGCUCGAGGCGACUAUGAUCUGUAUCGAUAAUUCGGAGUGGAUGCGUAAUGGUGAUUACUCGCCCACCAGAUUUCAAGCUCUUUCUGAUGCGGUUAAUCUCAUCUGCGGCGCUAAAACUCAGUCUAAUCCGGAGAAUACUGUCGGAAUUCUGACUAUGGCUGGAAAAGGUGUUCGUGUUUUGGUCACUCCCACCAGCGAUCUUGGAAAGAUAUUGGCUUGUAUGCACGGACUGGAAGUUGGUGGUGAAAUGAACUUGGCUGCUGGAAUUCAGGUGGCUCAAUUGGCUCUUAAACAUCGACAAAACAAAAAACAGCAACAAAGGAUCAUAGUUUUUGCAGGAAGUCCUGUCAAAUAUGACAAAAAAGUAUUGGAGAUGAUUGGGAGGAAGUUGAAAAAGAACAGCGUGGCCCUUGAUGUUGUUGAUUUUGGUGAAGAUGAGGAAGGGAAGUCAGAGAAACUUGAGGCCUUAGUUUCUGCAGUAAAUAACAACGAAACCAGCCAUAUUGUCCAUGUGCCUCCAGGUGCCAGUGCGCUGUCCGAUGUGCUGAUAAGUACUCCCAUAUUUACUGGAGAUGGGGAAGGAGGAAGUGGUUUUGCUGCUGCUGCCGCCGCUGCUGCAGCUGGUGGUGUUUCUGGAUUUGAUUUCGGUGUAGAUCCUAAUUUGGAUCCUGAGCUGGCUCUUGCCCUUAGAGUUUCAAUGGAAGAAGAGAGGGCAAGGCAAGAAGCAGCUGCAAAAAGGGCAGCAGAAGAAGCAACCAGACAAGAAAAAGGAGGGGAACAAAGCUCCCAAGACACAACUAUGGGGGAAAGUAGCAAUGCUGCAAAUUCAGAAGCUGAUAAGAAAAAUGACAUGACUGAGGAUGAUGAGAAUGCCCUGCUGCAGCAGGCACUGGCAAUGUCAAUGGAUGACCCUGCCUCCACUACAGCUGUGCGAGAUACUGAUAUGUCAGAUGCAGCUGAUGACCAGGACUUGCAACUUGCUCUUCAGCUCUCGGUAGAGGAAGGUGCCAAAGAGUCAACAAGUCAGUCAAGUCAGACAGAUAUGACUAAAUUGCUGGCAGACCAGUCUUUUGUUUCAUCCAUUCUCGCUUCGCUUCCUGGAGUUGACCCAAAUGAUCCCUCGGUGAAGGAUUUGCUGGCUUCCAUGCACAAUCAGUCUGAGAAGAAGGAUGAUGAGGAUAAGCCCCCAAGUGAAGAGGAGAAGAAAUGAUGCAAUCUCUUUGUCAAGUCUCAGGUCUCUUUGCUGCUCCUGCUUAGUAUGACUUAAUCAGAGGGGCCUUGGUAAUUUGUAAAAUGGCUUUGAUAUAUGCUGACUUUGUAUUUUUCGCUUGAAAAGGGAAGGUCACAUUAUGGUCCAAAUGUUGCUCAUAGCACGAAGAGUUUUAACAACGUUUUAAGUCCCAGGUUAAAUCUGUGAAGCACCGAGACAAUGUGCAUUUCUUCAUUGUUAAAAUUAUUGCUUGAAAAGGGAAGGUCACAUUAUGGUCCAACGUUGGGUUAGUUAUUGCGUUGGUUAGUUUCACAUUUUUUUACCCAAUUGAUGCAAUUGUCUCAAAGACUUUUCUUCUAGUUGCAAAUGGAUAUCAUUCCAUAGAGGUUA